This is a messenger RNA of Clupea harengus (Atlantic herring), 663 nucleotides long. RefSeq names its product calmodulin 1b (gene calm1b). The record is from RefSeq and is a predicted model, not a curated record. NCBI's taxonomy places the organism in Eukaryota, Metazoa, Chordata, Actinopteri, Clupeiformes, Clupeidae. Gene Ontology annotation, molecular function: calcium ion binding. Gene Ontology annotation, cellular component: myosin II complex.
AGCUAGGAAGUGAGAUAGCUAGGCCUGUUCGGCGGAGGAAUACACAUCUCUAGCUGCUCUCCAUCGAAAACGCGUACAGCCAAAGCCUACACACCUACAAUUUAACUAGAGGACCUGUAUCCCGGGGACGCUCCUCGCAUAGUCUAGUGUUCGUGCAUUAUCUCAACUUGAUUCCGUAAAACAUGGCUGACCAACUAACAGAGGAGCAAAUUGCAGAGUUCAAGGAGGCUUUCUCCUUAUUCGACAAGGACGGCGAUGGCACCAUCACAACCAAAGAGCUUGGCACAGUCAUGAGGUCACUGGGCCAGAACCCUACAGAGGCCGAGCUGCAGGACAUGAUCAACGAGGUCGACGCUGACGGGAAUGGAACAAUUGAUUUCCCCGAGUUCCUCACCAUGAUGGCGAGAAAAAUGAAAGACACAGACAGCGAGGAGGAGAUCCGUGAGGCCUUCCGGGUAUUUGACAAGGACGGCAACGGCUACAUCAGCGCAGCCGAGCUCCGCCACGUCAUGACCAACCUGGGCGAGAAGUUGACGGACGAGGAGGUGGACGAGAUGAUCAGAGAAGCCGACAUCGACGGCGACGGCCAGGUGAACUACGAAGAAUUUGUACAGAUGAUGACCGCAAAGUGAAGCUUGUCCAUCCCUUCCUGCCCUCUUAGAA